GCGUGAGGACGGCGGGGAAUGCUGCGAGAGGACGCGCCAGCGCCUCCUGUCACCCGCUCAAGCGCCAUGGCGUCCCACAGGGACAUGACGAUGGAGUGGGACAUGCUGCGCCAGGUGUGCUCGGUGUGUGGGAACCCGACAGAUCUCCAGUUGGCUGCAGAGCUCGGAAAAACCUUAUUGGAACGUAACAAAGAAUUGGAAACUAGUUUGAAGCAGCAUCAGAAUAUUAUAGAAGAUCAGACACAGGAAAUAGAACAACUGGAAGUCAGCAUUCAGGAUUUGGAGCGAACCAACCAAAGACUUGCUGUAGAAAAUACUGCUGAUAAGAAGCACAUAAAAAGUUUGUGUUUGACAAUUGAUUCUCUGGAAGCAAAAUGUGAGGAGUUACAGAGAUCCAUUGAUGAUUUGUCAGAGCAGCAAGAAAACCGGAAAAGAAUACAAGGAAAUGAGUCCUCGUUGAUCAUUCGUACUAGUGAUAGUACUGUUCAGAAUAACACAGAAUCUGAAAAGAACACACUAAAGUUAAAUGGUGUAGAUGCCAACUCCAAUUCUGAUGCUGAUGAAGUUGUGAGAUUAUUAGGACAAAUUCGUGAACUAAAACAUCAGCGGGCCAAGGAACAACGAAAAGCAGCAGAGUUGGAAGAACAACUUGCGGCUAUCGUGCAGGAAAACAUGACCUUGGAGGAAAAGUUGAAUAUCAUGCAACAGAAGGAAGAUGACAUGAAAUGUUUGCAGGAGGAAAUGUUGACUCUAGAAGAAGUGAGACAAGGACAACUAUGUAGGCGGUGCCUGAGGGCAAUUGAUACAAGAGGACAGGAUGAAUUGUCACUUGUAAUGGAUCGUGAAGAUGAUGAUAUCAGUGUUGUUAACUCCGUUACAAGUGAAACUCAUUGCAGUACUGUAAUGAUGCAAAUUCAGAACAUUGAAGAACACCAUGACAAUCCAUAUCGUAUAUUGGUGGAGAAAUAUGAAGCAUUACUCGAAAUGCAAAGGCAUCCAGUGAGCCGCCAGCAUUCUGCAGCAACGAGCAACAACUGUCUUUCCUUGCAAGAAGAGCUUCAGCUCUCUGGUGAUUUCGGUAGUUUUACUGGAAAAGAAGAUCCAGAAAGUGAACCAGAACCUGAACCAAGUGAGACUUGCAAAACCAACAAAAAUCGUAAAGACAUUAAAUCCAGUGCAGGCAAUGGAGAAAAGGCCUUUUCGUCAACUACACCAACUGACUUUUCUGAAGCUGAGACUUCCUCUUCUGGCUUCUCCGAUGAAACAUCUAACAAGGGCACACAAACUGAAGGCCACCUUCUUCCUCCUGGAUCAUUUUUAUGCUCUAUUGCGGACGGUGAUGACUGUCGAUUUAGCAUUUAUGAUGAUGCAAGUCCAAUCGAAAGUCGUUUCCGUAAGACCCCAGAGUAUCGCCAAUUGUUCCGGGAAAUUUUUGCGGUUUUAAAGAGGGCGGCUGAAGCUAAAGACGAAGGUGAGCAGCUGCCUCUGUUGGAAGACUCCACCCCAGUAAUUGAGGUUCCAAAAGUACCUCCCGCAACCCCUCUCAAGGAGGAACAGCCAUCUACUUUCACUCCUGAAUCCACUGCUCCAGAAAAGAAAAAGGAAAAUGGCAGGAAGAGCUCUCCAGAGAGCAAAAAGCAAAAAGUGCCACCACAGAGAGCAGCACCCUCAAAACCUAAACCAGAAAUUUCUGAACCUGUUGAAAAGACCAAUGAGCUUCCUGCCAAAAACGAUGCAGUGGAAGAAAGUACCUCUCAAGAGGAAGAAAGAGUUGAGGAAAUUAAAUCAAAACAGGCUCCUAAGAAAGAUUAUCUAGAGUAUCUUUCAGUUGGUAUAGGUGUUAAGAAGAAGUCAAAUAGAGGAAAAAAUUCUCCCAUGAAAAAUCUGAAAGCUUCUGUGCAGGAGAGGGUUCAGCGAUUGGAACAACUCAAUUCUGUAGGAAUUGGAAUGUCUUUCACAAACAAAACCUACAAGAAACGAAGAGAUGGACGUCAUAUGGAUUAUUCUUUCGAUCGGUCCUCAUCACCUUCUCUUUCUGGCCCAAAUGGAUCCUACAGGAAUGAUGAGAAUCAGAGGCAAUCUCCAUAUUCUUGUUCCUCAAAUUAUGAAAAUUCUUGGGAAGUACAAUCUUACCCUAGUGCUGCAUCACAGGAAGUGGCUAAAUUAAAACGGCUUGAAAAAUCUUAUGCUGAAGUUCUGAGAUACGGGCCCCAAAAGACAAAUAGGCCUCACUACAGAAAGUAAUUCAAUCGUACAACCAUGGCCACCAGCAGUGUUCUGUGUCUGCUUCACUUGACUUCUGUGUUCUCAUUGUACAGUGUGAACAGUAACACAAACAAGAUGUGAAUGUUUCCCGUAAUAUUGUAAAGUAUAUGUCGAACGUGUUUGUAGUGUGAAAGUGUGUGGUUGCAAGAUAGUGCCAAGGAGACCCUUCGGUAUCAACCUUGAUAUUCUCAUGUAAAUAACAUACAUAAAAAAAUUCUCGAUCAAAUUACAAUGUCAGUGAUAUUAAAGGGUCAAUCGUGGAUUAAAUUUAAUCUUCGGUAUAUUAUUAAAUGUGUUAAAUAACCUGAUGUUCAGUGAUUGUUUAAUUCUGCACGUCCUUCUGCACUUCUGUCACUGUUAACGUGCUCCAUGCAGUGCCUACCUGAAAAUAAGAAGUUUUAAAUGUAACCUCGAUGUCUCUAAGGAACAAAUGAGACAAAUCACUCAUAUAAUUGCCACAAAAUGGAUUGUCCUCCCUCAAAAUUUACAAUAUAUGAAAUAUGUUCAUCUGACAGAUGCAUGGUAAAAGCAUUGAUAUUAUAUAGUCAAUGAAAAAAUUGUUUCUUGUAUUGGAGAAAUUUGUUAAUGGUAUCAAUAUCAAUACCAGUAUUAAUCAUUUUAGAAUUUGUAUAUAGUGAGGACCCUGAAUCUGACAGUUCAAAUGUAGAUGAAGUUGCCAAAUGGGGAUAUAAUUUUUCAGAUAUUCCUUUUUUGGUGAGGAAUCAAAUGCUCUUAGGUCAUUUCAAUAAAUUUGCUUUUUCAAUACAUUUACUAUCUGAAAAGUAAAGAAUUAAAAUUGGUAUAGACAACAGCUAUGGUACUGAACUUCCGUAUUUGAGUAGCAUAAAUGAUUAAUUAUGAUAAAUUUAAAAUGUUCAUGUCUUGUAAUAAUUCAGUUUUAAAAUCAUAUAUUAGAAUUUUACAAAUGAAGCAUUUAGGUCACCAAGUAUAAUCACUGUAUCUUAGUAAUUUACAGAAUAUCUUUGUAUCUCAUUGCUAUAUGUUACACGUUGACUCUUACAUUCUAUUCUGCUCAGAUUGGAAAUUUAAGACAACAUGCUCUCAACUUGACUCAUUGAAAUCAUGUAUAUAAAUCACAAUGUAUUUAAAACAGUGCAAAGAAAAUAUUAGAAAUCUUAAAUUGCAUUUUAGUUGUUGCACCCUUUUCAUUUAUAUUGUUAUAUUGAUAGCCCUAACAAAAUUCCUAGAUACACCAUCUAUUAGAAUUCUUUAUCUUCUGUUUGUUUUUACUCAAUUUCUGGUUGAAUUCAGUUUCUCAUCCAAGCUGUCGAAGUUUUUGACCUUUCAAAUUUUCAAUUUUCAUGGGAAAUAGUUCAUUUUCCUCCCUUCAGUUAGUAAGGGUAGUUUUUGAUAAUUCUUUUCUUUGACUUAACAUUUCUGAACAAGCUUUGAUUAACUAAUUGCUUCUUUUCAGGUAACACAAAAUUUUGUACCUUAAUUUUAAAAUUUUUUUAAAUGUUAAUUUUCUUCUUUAAAGCUUUAUUUUUAAAAAAAUGUAAAGUUGUGAUUUUUUUAAAAAGAUUUAUCAUUUUAAGAAUGAAAAAACAGUAUUAUUUAUUGCUAUAAUGUCAUAAUAAGAUUCAGAGCAUUAUAACCUAAUUUGUUGGCCCCAUAGAUUGCAUAAGAACAUUCAAAACUUUCAUUCAAACACUAAGAUUCAAUUCUGUAGAAUAUUAAAAUGAUUUGAAUAUAAUAAGAAAUACCAAUUACAGCUAAACCUUAUUACAUGGUAAGCAGAGUUGGCAACUUCCCCCCCCCCC
Gryllus bimaculatus (two-spotted cricket) is the source of this 4046-nucleotide messenger RNA. NCBI's taxonomy places the organism in Eukaryota, Metazoa, Arthropoda, Insecta, Orthoptera, Gryllidae. The record is from the annotation of a GenBank genome assembly.